Molecule: messenger RNA, 4516 nt
Organism: Pseudophryne corroboree (corroboree frog)
Lineage: Eukaryota; Metazoa; Chordata; Amphibia; Anura; Myobatrachidae
Gene: XDH
Product: xanthine dehydrogenase
Exons: 36
Coding region: 129-4157 (1342 amino acids)
Biological process (GO): xanthine catabolic process
Molecular function (GO): xanthine dehydrogenase activity; molybdopterin cofactor binding; 2 iron, 2 sulfur cluster binding
Source: RefSeq, a predicted model, not a curated record
AGUAAGAUCUGCAAUCUCACCUAUUACCACUGUCUGACUGAGGAAUCAGACGUAUAAAUGACACUGCAGGGACUGAAUAUUUCCUGUAAAGCAUCUUUACUGUCUCAAAGGGAUUUCACUCUGCAGCAAUGGUUAAAUUUCAGCAGGAAGCCGCGGGUACAGCAAAUUCGUCGGAUGAGCUGAUUUUUUUUGUGAAUGGGAAAAAGGUUACGGAGAAAAAUGCUGAUCCUAAAAUGACUCUACUGACCUAUCUCAGAAGGAAACUGGGGCUACCUGGAACCAAACUGGGCUGCGGAGAAGGAGGAUGCGGCGCCUGUACCGUAAUGAUCUCUAGAUACUGCACAUUCCAACACAAAAUCGUACACUAUUCCGUAAAUGCCUGCUUGGCGCCAGUCUGCUCUCUGCACCUUGCGUCCGUCACCACAGUGGAAGGAAUAGGAAGCACAAAGACAAGACUACACCCCAUACAGGAGAGGAUAGCGAAGAGCCACGGCUCCCAGUGCGGGUUCUGUACACCUGGAAUUGUUAUGUCUCUCUACGCCUUGCUGCGCAAUACGCCCCAACCCAGCAUGGAGGAAAUUGAAAAUGCAUUCCAAGGAAAUCUGUGUCGUUGUACGGGAUAUCGUCCUAUUCUUCAGGGCUUCCGAACAUUUACCAAAGAUGGCUGCUGCGGCGGGAAGACGACCAAUGGCUGCUGUAUGGACAAGGAGGAGGAGAAUGGGAUAAUGACGUCUUCAGCUUUGUUUGACCCAUCGGAGUUCAGACCUUUGGACCCGACACAAGAACCAAUCUUUCCUCCGGAAUUACUGCUGCACAAGGACGCACCCCAGAAGCAGCUGUGUUUCAUAGAGGAAGGUGUAACCUGGAUUCAGCCGUCCAGUCUCAGCGAGCUACUGUUGCUGAAGUCUCAGUACCCUGCGGCUAAACUUGUAGUGGGGAACACUGAAGUGGGCAUUGAAACCAAAUUUAAGAACAUGUCGUAUCCAGUGAUAAUUGCUCCGGGAUGGAUUCCAGAAUUAAAUUCAGUAGCGCACACCCAGAAGGGCAUCCGUUUUGGAGCCGCUUGUAGCUUGACCACAGUGGGCGAGGUCCUUCAGAAAGCCGUGUCUGAGCUUCCGUCGUACAAAACAGAAGUGUUCCAGGCCGUCUUGGAGCAGCUGAGGUGGUUUGCAGGACAGCAGAUCCGCAAUGUUGCCGCUGUCGGGGGUAAUAUCAUGACAGCAAGUCCAAUAUCAGACUUAAACCCGGUCUUCAUGGCAAGCGGAAGCUACCUGCAUCUCAUCUCCCAAGAUAGCAGGAGGUCUGUACAAAUGGACGAGAACUUCUUCACUGGAUACAGGAAAACAGUCUUAUACCCAAAUGAAAUUCUCCUCUCUGUCGAGAUUCCUUACUCACAAAAGUGGGAAUAUUUCUCAGCCUUCAAGCAAGCCUCGCGGCGGGAAGAUGACAUAGCCAUCGUCACCAGCGGCAUGAAAGUUGCUUUCAAACCAGAUAGUCACCAGGUGGAACAGGUCAAGCUCAGCUAUGGAGGGAUGUCUCAUGUCACCGUUUUGGCAACCGAGGCUUGUAAAGAGCUAGUUGGAAGAGAAUGGAACGACAGCUUACUCCAGGACACCUGCAGGCUUCUCGCCAAAGAGAUGGCGCUGUCUCCCGACGUCCCAGGAGGAAUGGUGGAAUUCCGGCACACCCUGACCCUCAGCUUCUUCUUCAAAUUUUAUCUUACGGUUCUAAAGAAGCUGGAACGUGACCUAAAUGGGGAAUAUUCCUUUUCCGACGCUGUCUCUCCGGAAUAUGAGAGCGCCACAGAAUUGUUCAGUAAGCCCGAGACCUCCAGCGUCCAGCUCUUUCAGGAGGUUCCAGCAGGCCAGGACCCGGGAGACUUUGUAGGGCGUCCCAUAAUGCACCUGUCAGCCAUGAAGCAAGCGACAGGAGAAGCCGUAUACUGCGAUGACAUCCCCCAUUAUGAAAACGAGCUCUAUCUAGCAUUAAUAACCAGCACCAAGGCUCACGCUAAAAUAAUCUCCAUUGAUGAGUCUGAGGCCGCGCUCACUCCAGGAUUUGUCUGUUUCAUUUCCGCUAAAGACGUCCCAGGAAGCAACAUUACUGGGUUCAGUCACGAUGAGGAGGUUUUCGCAGAGAGUCUGGUGACAUGCGUUGGACACGUGAUUGGCGCAGUAGUCUCUGACACCCAGGAACACGCACAACGGGCAGCGAAAGCAGUGAAAGUUUUAUAUGAAGAACUGAAGCCCAUUGUUACUAUCCAGGAAGCAAUUGAAAAGGAGUCGUUUUAUCCACCCAGGAAGAGAAUUGAAAAUGGGAACAUAGAGCAAGGCUUUCAGGAGGCGGAUCACGUCCUAGAAGGGGAGAUGUAUAUCGGCGGGCAGGAACACUUCUACCUGGAAACAAACUGCUGUAUUGCUGUCCCGAAGGGGGAGGAUGGAGAGAUGGAGCUGUUUGCCUCUACGCAGAACACAACCGAGGCACAGUUAUGUGCUGCUCGCGCCCUCGGCGUCCCGUCAAACAGGAUUGUGGUCCGCGUAAAGAGAAUGGGAGGCGGGUUUGGAGGAAAGGAGUCACGAGGCGCAGUGCUGUCCACGGCCGUGGCUGUUGCAGCAUCCAGGAGCGGCCGCCCGGUGCGCUGCAUGCUGGACAGAGAUGAGGACAUGCUAAUUACUGGUGGGAGGCACCCGUAUCUGGGGCGCUAUAAGGUAGGAUUCAAGAAAACUGGGGAGGUAACUGCAUUAGAUGUUUCCUAUUACGCAAAUGCCGGCAACUCCCUGGACCUGUCACAUGCGGUAAUGGACAGGACAUUAUUCAGUAUGGAUAACACAUACAAAAUACCCAACAUCAGAGGCACCGGAUACAUGUGUAAGACCAACCUGCCUUCUAAUACGGCUUUCCGAGGCUUUGGCGCUCCCCAAGGAAUGAUGGUGGCUGAAGCUUGGAUGAGCGACAUCUCCCAAGUGUGUAGACUUCCUCCAGAACAGGUCAGGAAGCUGAAUAUGUAUAGGGAAGGACAGCUGACUCCUUUCAAUCAGAAGCUAGAAAACUUCAAUGUGCACAGAUGCUGGGAGGAAUGCCUGCAGAACUCGCACUACCAGGACAGGAAAGUGGCCAUUGAUAAGUUUAACAGGCAGCAUCGAUGGAAGAAGAGGGGGAUCGCUAUUACCCCGACCAAGUUUGGAAUCGGCUUUACCCUCUCUUUCCUGAAUCAGGCUGGAGCCCUGAUCCACGUGUACACAGACGGGUCUGUCCUCCUGACCCAUGGUGGGACAGAGAUGGGACAGGGACUUCACACCAAGAUGAUUCAGGUCACCAGUAAGGCUUUGGGAAUUGCAGCUUCUAAAAUCCACAUAAGUGAGACCAGCACCAACACGGUCCCGAACACAUCACCGACGGCAGCGUCCGUCAGCUCUGACCUCAAUGGCAUGGCGAUUUACAAUGCUUGUCAGACGUUACUGCAGAGACUGGAGCCGUACAAAAAGUCUAACCCUAGUGGGACGUGGGAGAGCUGGAUAAGCUCCGCCUACCAGGACCGAGUGAGUCUCUCAGCCACGGGAUUUUACAGCAUCGAUGGGAUCGGCUAUAACCCUGAAAAGAAUGAAGGAAAUCCCAGCAACUACUUCAGCUACGGGGUGGCGAGUUCUGAGGUCGAGAUCAACUGUUUAACCGGCGACCACAAGAACCUGCGCACAGAUAUAGUAAUGGAUGUUGGCAACAGUCUUAAUCCAGCCAUAGACAUAGGUCAGAUUGAAGGUGCAUUUGUACAAGGACUCGGCCUGUUCACCUUGGAAGAGUUAAAGUAUUCCCCGGAUGGCAACCUGUACACACGAGGCCCUGGAAUGUACAAGAUUCCAGCCUUCGGAGACAUUCCGGCAGAAUUCAACGUCUCUUUCCUCCGAGACUGUCCAAACAGCAAAGCCAUCUAUUCAUCCAAGGCCAUUGGGGAGCCGCCACUUUUCCUGUCGGCCUCUGUUUUCUAUGCCAUCAAAGACGCCAUCACGUCAGCCAGGGCGGAGUCCGGCAUUAAUGGCCCAUUUAGACUUGACAGUCCGGCCACCCCGGAGAAGAUCCGCAAUGCCUGCGUGGAUGAGUUCACCAAACUGUGCCCAGUCCCAGAACCAGGAACAUUUACACCAUGGUCUAUAAGAGUAUAAUGAGGAACGCUAUGAACGGCAGCCGGAACUCAGGAGACAGAUCUCCGGCCACAGCUGCUAAUUGAGAUCACGCACAAAAUCACCGAUGAAUCUGGAGCAUGAAGACACUUUAUUAUUAAUUUUAUUGUGUUUUUUUUUAGGGGGGGUUAAAUAAUUUAUUUGCUUUUAAUAUUGCAUGUAUUUUAAAAAUUGCCUGCCAUUUGUUAAUUAUCUAUGUAAAACCAGCCAGUCCCCAGAUAUAUUAUCAGCCACUAGGGGUCACAAACCAACCACAGAAUGUUUUUAUAUUUUAUUUUUGCUCCUAAAAUGCUUAUUAUUUAAUCCUGGAUUAUGAUUUAAAUAAAUCACUAUUUCACUAA